UCAAAAUCAAAAAUAAAAAGUGAAAAAAACACGGAAAUAAAAUGUCAAAUACCAAAACUCGAAUUAUUUUGGUACGCGCAAUACAGAGUCCUUGGAAUAAGCCAAGCGUUAAACGUGACACAAAUCGUAAAAUCCAACUGAAAGAUACUCAUGCAAUUCGUGCAGCCAAGAACCAAAAAAUCCAAAAGACAAACCCAACAGAAGCGCACAUCAGCAUGAAAUUUAUGUAAAGGCUAAACUCAUAUUCCAUAAAGGCAGAAACAGAAGCAGAAGCAGAAGCAGAAGAAACAGUAGUGCAGUAGUAAAUAUUAAGCAUUUGAGCCCAGCAGAAGGAUAAAGCAUACAAAAUAUAUUAAAACACAUAAAAUUGGUCUCUGUGAGACGAGAAGGCACGUUAUCGGCAUGGGAGACCUGCAAGCAACAAUUGAAUUUUCGGUCGAGCUCUAUAAAUUCUUUAAUGUGGACUUAUUUCAAAGGGGCUUGUAUCAAGUUCGCUGCGCUUUGCGUGUUGCACCAAGGCUACCGGUGCAAGUGGAGACCAGCAUACCAGAAUCUAACAAUCAAAAUCAGUCACAAUCAUUAACAAAUGGCGAACUUAUCGGUGAUGCCGACCUGCAACAGCAGUCACAAAAUCAGCCACCAAACUGUACAAUGCCUGGAUCUGCAUACAUAAUUAACGGCUGUGGUGCCUCACGUGUAUUUCAGAUACUUUAUCGCAACGAAGAGGUGACGUUGCGCGAUGUCAUACACUUUCGUACGCAUUUAUUAGUUGAUAGUCGCCACUUGAAGGAAUCAAUUGAACGUGCUGAAUUCUCUUUACAUCUUGAACUGUGGUUUGCUGAACAAAAUGGCACAAGUAAUUUAUCAUUAGCAUCGACACGCACCUUGCAACUCAAUUUCCAUCCAGGUCGAGGACUGCAUUAUCAUUUACCAGUACUGUUUGAUUAUUUUCACUUAGCAGCUAUAAGUGUUGGAAUACAUGCCAGUCUUGUGGCUCUGCAUCAGCCUUACAUUAAGAAAACCCUAUUUCAGUACAUAAAAAAAUGUGCACCAAAAAAAUCAAAUGCUUGGAUUAGUAGCAGUAAACUUAGUUGCCGAGGUAGCUUAUCACCUGGACCACUCGAAGCUGUAUUCUUUGGACCACAAGUCGUAGGUCCAACAAAAUGUAGUGGAGGUCCUGCAGGUCGUCUUGUUCAAUCGAGACAAAUACACCAUGAAAUCUGUAGUCUCUUAUUAGGUGCAAUUGAGAACUUAAAAAUAACGUUAAAUGAAUUUAGCACUGUUUUAUCGCCAAGUAUGAACAAUCAGAUAGGUUCUCCACCUUUAAAAGAUAAUGACACAAAUGAAAGAUUGCAGCAAUUAACAGAACAAGCAAAGAUGCAUGACUCUGAAGAGGACUUUGCAACACGUGCAAAUUCGGAUAUAGCACAGUUGUGCGCGGAAAGUAUUCUACACUGGAGGCGUGUACUACUUGCUUCAACACAGCCUGCUAUACAUACUUUAUUGUCAAAGAAACAUCAUAUUUUGCGCAUACGGCGUUUCGCUGAGGGUUUCUUUGUAACUGAAAAUCCUCGACAUUCGGCUGCUGGUUGUUAUGAUAACAAUUAUCAAAAUUACAUAGCAAUUGCUGAAAUGGCGAGACGCAGUCGUUAUAUGCAAUCGUUACCACCUUUGCCAGUGCAUUGUACUCCGAUCGACGGUGAUACUAACUCGUUGCCUUUAAUUUUUGAGGAUCGAUAUGUGGAGACCCCGAAUUACUUACGCAGGCGUACAGGCAGUGAUCCCAAUCUAAAUAUUUACGAAUGUGACAAUGGUCUAACGCAUAAAAAAGGAACAUCGACUGGUCACAUCUUACUGCAUGAUAAAACGUAUUCCAUAAAUAGUCUAAAUGGUCGCAGCAGCAGCGCUGGCGCUAAGGAAUGCUCCUGUGGUAUUAACUAUGAAAAUCAAAACAACACACAACCACCACCCGGUGUCCUAACACCACGUUUUACUUUAGGCGGUGAAAUACUGCAAGCUAGUCUCACCAUAGCGCCUGCUGCUGUUAAUAAAUCUGUUAGUGUUGGUAUGAAUCAACGUCAAAUGUCUAGACAUUCAGUGACUGGUUUACUCGACGAAAUGAAUUGUCAAUCAGACCAUACUAAUGCCUACGCUAUCAGUAGUGUUACAUUACCCACAAGACACAGUAAGUCUUUGGAUCAGUUAGACGGAGCUAUGCAUAGUGUGCCAACAAUGCGUACUCAAAGCCAAACCCAAAAUUUAUGUAAGGAAAUAAGAAAAUUUGAAGAGAUCAAUUAUAUGCAUUUCAAUGGAAAUAAUUGCGACAGUGCAAAUAGCCUUUCUAUAGCAACAACACCUGGUAGUUGUAGCACUCGUAAGCCCAAGGUACAGGCAGAGGAUUUAAUGAGAAACAUUUCUGAGGUAAGACAGAAGUAUAAGAAUUCAGAAGAGACUUUUAACUGCAGACAUCCAGUGAACGGCGCUACCACAGAUUCUUCAAAUUCUAAAAUCAAUAACCACAAUAAAAACAUUGGCGGCACACUAAAUAGGCAGCCUGAACAUACGCGCGCCGGAAAAUUUGAUUAUUUGCAUGAAAUUAAGCUUCUUAAUCCACCUAAGCCAAAUACUCAACUCGCACAAGGUAGUAAUUAUUACAAUUCUCUGCCGAAAAGUGUUGUAAAUGGUUGUAUUCCUCCGAGAAAUUCUUAUCCACCGAUACCAUCGAAGAAAUCAAACAAUGUUUUGGAGAACAAUAAAAUGAAUAAUACAAAAAUGGCCCUAAAUGGAGUACAGCAGAAUACAAUACCACGUAGUAACUCCACGCAGGCUUUACGGCUUAACCGUUCAAUCGAUAUGGAAUUGAACUCUUCAACAAUUCCACGUUCAGUGGAAAUUGCUCGUGUAAGAGUGUCCGAUCUAAAAGAAAUGCUUAAGAAUGGUACACUUAGAAAGGAAUCAAGCAGCUCGGAAAGUGAUAUACCAAGUAAAUUGCAAAAGGCAAGCGCUGAUCAUAAAUUACUCUCAUCUGCUAGUGUACCAUUUCGUUUAGAAUUUUAUAAUAGCACAAGUACUGAACAGAAUACAAGUGGUUUUAGUGAGUCCUUGCCGAAUCUAGCACCGCCACCAGAAUUUGAUUCACGUUUAGACAAAAAAGAAAAUGUACUCAGUAACUCCACGUCUUCACUUAGCGAAGAAAGUGGCUGGGUUUCAAGUAGACGCAGCUCAUGUGCUCCAUCCAGCCCAGAAACGAUUACAAAUGGUAGUAGUAAGCCAAGACAGACAAAUAUCGUCGGUAUGGAAACUAAAUUAAAUGGUGAGCAACUGCGUCUUAAAUUACAAAAACUAUUAGAACAACAAAAUAAAACGAAAAAACAAAGGCAAGCAAACUCUGCAGCACAUCAACGUAAAAAUCUUGCAAAUCUAGAUGUACCCAUUCACAAAAAAGUAUCGACAGUAACGCUUAAGCUUAAAUCGGAGAGUACCAAAGCAUACUUAGAGCAUAGAAAACAUUUACGUAAUCUGCCAACAAGUGAGUCUACCGAAGUAGAGGACUUGGAGAAACCUAAACCACAUCGACGAGAUAGAAAUCGUCAUCAUAAAUCAGAGAAAUCAAAAUCUGAUUUUGAUUUAACCAACAUAAAAGAGGCUAUGCCAAUAGAAAGUGUGCGUGUACCACCUCCACAACAAUUUCAGGAUGAUCUUUUGCCACCUGAUGAAUUUAGAGAUCCACCAGUUCAAACAAUAAAUGAUAUUACAACGACUAAAAAUGCGAAACACAACGAAGUUAAAAGUAUUUCAACUAAAUCACAAACACCAAAACCUAGACUUAAAUUAAACAAAAGUUGCUCCAUUAGUCCAAAAUCAACAACAAAGGCCACAGCCAAAAAACCUGCCGAAAUUUACAAUGUCGAAACAAUUUCUGUGGCAUCUGUGCAACCAACCCAGCCCCCAUUGAAGGAAAUACCACAACAACAAAAUGUUCCAAUAAGACAACCAAUAGGCGCCAUAGACAACCCGGUUUAUCAUAUUUACGAAUCUCUCAAACCAAUCGCCACACCAGCAAUUUUCACAAAUAAACCUGUACUGAAAUCCCAUAGCAUUAUGGAACUGAAACGUAGCAAAGAAAUAUUAAAUUACAAUUAUCAAAAUGGAAACACAGUGAUGAUGAACAACAGUAAAACCAAUGGUCACCAUCACUUUGAUGGGACACCAAAUGGUCACAGCAACGCUAACUCAAUAGAAUGCACCGAGGAUGAAGAUAAGGAGAAUUCAGAUACAUUAAAAAUGAUUAUACGCAGUGAUAGUCAAAAAUCAAAUAGCUCUAAGUCAAAGCGAAAAGGACACGAUAAUAACAUAUCCUUAUUGGAAUUUGAAAAAUAUCGAGAAGAGUUUCGUAAGCAAAUAAAAUUUAACGGUGGCAUUUACUCGGAUUUUGUCAAGUUAGCUUCAGAACUGCCAUACUUUUAUAUAAGUGACGAAUAUCGCGCUUUUUCUCCAAAUGGCAUGCAUUUAAUUAUCUGUGUUCAUGGACUUGACGGAAAUUCCGCAGAUUUACGCUUAGUUCGCACGUAUCUGGAAUUAGGAUUGCCAGGCAUUAAUUUAGAAUUUCUGAUGUCGGAACGAAAUCAAGGCGAUACAUUUUCAGAUUUUGAUACAAUGACUGAUAGACUUGUAGCUGAAAUACUAUAUCAUAUAGAGACAUGUGGGCUUAAUCCAACACGUAUUUCAUUCGUUGCACACUCUUUGGGAACAAUAAUCGUGCGUAGCGCUUUAGCACGACCACAAAUGAGACCACUACUGCCACGCCUUCAUACUUUUUUAUCACUAUCUGGACCACAUUUGGGCACACUUUAUAACACGAGUGGACUAGUCAAUAUGGGUAUGUGGUUUAUGCAAAAAUGGAAGAAAUCUGGUUCAUUGCUGCAAUUGUGUAUGCGAGACACUCCUGAUAUUAGGAACAGUUUUCUAUAUCGUCUUAGUCAACGCAGUACGUUACAUCACUUUAAGAAUAUAUUACUUUGCGGAUCUAGUCAAGAUCGUUAUGUGCCUGCACAUUCAGCUCGUCUAGAAUUGUGUAAGGCGGCUAUACGGGAUAAUUCUAAUCUUGGGACCGUAUACAGGGAAAUGGUACACAAUAUAGUUGCACCCAUAUUGGCGCGUCCUGGACUGAAAUUAGCGCGCUUUGAUGUACAUCACGCACUUCCUCAUACAGCAAAUACGCUCAUCGGUAGAGCAGCGCACAUUGCUGUACUGGACUCGGAAUUAUUUAUUGAAAAAUUUUUAUUAAUUGCAGGAUUAAAGUAUUUUAGUUAGCACAUUUAAGACAUGCACAUAGGAAUUAAGAAACUUAAGGAAUUUAUUUCGUAUUUAUUAAAAUACUCUUUUUGUAUCUAUACUACAAAAUGGAA
Molecule: messenger RNA, 5408 nt
Organism: Teleopsis dalmanni
Lineage: Eukaryota; Metazoa; Arthropoda; Insecta; Diptera; Diopsidae
Exons: 9
Coding region: 403-5313 (1636 amino acids)
Source: RefSeq, a predicted model, not a curated record